AUGAACGGAUCCUUUUUCAACCAGACUUUCCUAGAGCAGGGAGCUUACCCCAACAGGACCCAGGGCUUGGGGAUGCUCAUGGCCUGUUGCAAUGGGACCAGCUCGGUGCUGGCGACCGACGGCGGCUCCCCCGUCCUGGCCCCGGAUGAGAGGAGCCUGUACAUCACACGGGUGGUGCAGAUCGCCGUCCUCUGUGUCCUCUCCUUGACUGUGAUGUUCGGCAUCUUCUUUUUGGGCUGCAACUUGCUCAUCAAGUCAGAAAGCAUGAUUAACUUUCUGGUGAAGGACCGAAGACCUUCCAAGGAUGUGGGAGCUGCAAUCAUGGGACUUUACUGAAGCCACCGGGCUUUUGUAGGCAAGUGAACUGUCUGGACCUGGUGCUGAGAUGCAGAUUCCCAUGUGUUUGGGGCAGCUGGGGGGGGGGAGUGGAAAGGGAGGAGGGCUCUUUUAAUGUGUCUGUGUCCAUGGGAAAGCAAAUCUGCGCUUUCCAGCCAACAAACCCUGUCCUGGUGAACAGGGAGAUCUCCCCAGAGUCAUAUGAAGCACAAUAAACGACCAGCAUUGUGUUGCAUGCAGAAAUGGCUUAAGUUUUGCAUGAAACUUGCAGAAACAGUGAUAAUGUGCAGAUCUGGACUCUUUUCUGCUGUUUCCUUGGAUACCGCUACCUGGGAUUUAGGGCUAAAAAAA
This is a messenger RNA of Mesitornis unicolor (brown roatelo), 687 nucleotides long. It is a transcript of the gene RPRML, whose product is annotated as reprimo-like. The record is from RefSeq and is a predicted model, not a curated record. The transcript has a single exon. Lineage: Eukaryota; Metazoa; Chordata; Aves; Mesitornithiformes; Mesitornithidae. The coding region runs from base 1 to 336 and encodes 111 amino acids.